Paramisgurnus dabryanus is the source of this 2090-nucleotide messenger RNA. It is a transcript of the gene creb3l4, whose product is annotated as cAMP responsive element binding protein 3-like 4. Gene Ontology annotation, molecular function: RNA polymerase II cis-regulatory region sequence-specific DNA binding; DNA-binding transcription factor activity, RNA polymerase II-specific. The record is from RefSeq and is a predicted model, not a curated record. NCBI's taxonomy places the organism in Eukaryota, Metazoa, Chordata, Actinopteri, Cypriniformes, Cobitidae. Gene Ontology annotation, cellular component: nucleus. Gene Ontology annotation, biological process: regulation of transcription by RNA polymerase II.
CAAACGCCAAACGCGGAUGUGAAUCAAUAAAUCCAGAAGAUCCGGGUCUGAUGAGGAAAAUCCGUGAUCUUAUUUAAAUAUCACAGUUUAAAGCAAACACGCGUGAGUUAAGGAUGCGAGACGCCGAUAUCGUGUCCGGGAACAUCGCAUCUACCGAGAGAGAUGGAGGAGAGAUCUUAGAAGGAUCUCAUGUGUUUGUGGAUGAUUCAUGCUCAGGUUUGCUGUAUUCUGGGUUGGAGAAUCGCACUGUGUGGAACACUGAACAACACUGCAGUCUGAAUGACAGCGAAUCUGAGGAGGUUUUGAAUGCCAUAAAUCCAAAUGAUGUUUACCCAUCAGCACCUGUGCAGGAGUCUUUAUCAGAGAGCAACAUCAGUCUGUCUGAAGAUCUGUGUUCCCAUGAAGAUGCGUCUGCAGUUUAUCAGGUGGUUUAUGACAUCAGCAGUCUGGGUGCCGUUAUCACCGAGCCGCGCAUGGACGUGAUCUCCAUAGAGCUGGACGAGUGGAGCUCUCAGAUGUUGUUGUCAGAUUCGUGCGUGGUCAAUGAGCUGGUGUCACCUGUCAAAACAGAGGAUGAUGACGCACAACAAACCCACAACUCGUACAGCUCUUUGGUUUAUCCUGAACUUCAGCUGACAGACGAGGAACAGACGCUUCUGAAUCAGGAGGGAAUCUCACUGCCCAAUAAUCUGCCGCUAACUAAGGCCGAAGAGAGAAUUCUGAAGAAAGUAAGAAGAAAAAUUCGUAACAAACUGUCUGCUCAGGACAGUCGGAGGAGGAGGAAAGAGUAUAUAGACGGUCUGGAGAGCAGGGUGGCUGCGUGUUCAGUUCAAAACACUGAGUUACAGAGAACCGUAGAGCAGCUGGAGAAACACAACAUGUCUCUGGUCGCUCAGCUGAAUAAACUCCAGGCUUUGAUUAAGCGAACGGCCACAAAAGCUGCGCAGACGAGCACGUGCAUCAUGAUCAUCAUCUUUUCUUUGGGUCUGAUCAUAUUCCCAAGCUAUAGUCCGUUCAGAUGGCGAUCGGCAGAGGACAGCUACACUCCAUCCGCCGUGAUGUCCAGAAAUAUCCUGAAUGAUGUCGCUUCUCUCCCACUGGCGGAGGACGUGGGGGGAGAUGAGCCGAUGAUUUCCGACCCGCUCUCAUUGGACGGAGAUCAUAGACAAUCAGACACGAUGGACAAUCUGAUAUCAAAAACUCUGCAGGUGACAGAAGAUGGAUCAGUACCACAGGGGUCAAUGCCAGAGAAUGAGACCGCUGUGAUUAAAGAAAACAAAGAAAAGGUUCCUGCCGUCAGUUUCAUUGCUCCCGUAAGUGCAGGAAAUGCAGCGUCAGACGCAGGCAAACCUCCGCACGCAGAUGAAAUGUGAAGAAUCCUUCAGGUAAAGGGCAGUUUGCUGUUUAAUGCCGCCACACAACCUGUUUACCCGGCGAGAGUCCUGACUCUGGGUGUGGCCGCUUCUUUUGUACUGACGCAGGUUUGAAAGAAAGCCAACAUGUAAAUAAAAGGCCGUCAGUCAGGUGGACGUUUUUUUUUUAUUAUUAUUCUUACUGAUGUUGAAAUUCUGAAGACAGUUAAAGGUGUGUUUCCCAUAAACUACUGCCUACUGUUACCGUGUUUAUUUAGUUGUCUUUGUUUUCAUCAUUGCAUCAUGAUAAUGUGAUCUGUUUAUUAUCAUUAUGUGCUUCAGUUCAGCUGAUGGGUGCACAGGCAAUCCUUCAUGUAAAUAAUUGAGUGAAUGGGACGGGUUAUAACACUUUAUAAUGGAGGAGAAGAUGCAAAGAUUUGGUAAAGGAGAAAUGACUUACCAAUGCACACACACACACACAGAGACAGACACACACAAACACAGACACACACACACACAUAGUGUUUCGUGCUGUGAGAAUCUGUAAAAGUUUUUAAAUGACACUUCAGCUGUUGUUUCUCCUGAUGACAUUAUUUUGUGUGUUGUCUGGCCUACAGUUCAUGCUAAUAAGAAUAAAUAUCAAUGUUUUAUUUAAUUUCAAUUAAAGCUUUUUAUUGUACAGUUUUGAUUUAAGAUUGUCUAAGGAUGAAGUCAAUAAUAAAAAGUCUUUGAUGAAUA